Lathyrus oleraceus (garden pea) is the source of this 342-nucleotide messenger RNA. RefSeq lists its product as uncharacterized. The record is from RefSeq and is a predicted model, not a curated record. The transcript has a single exon. NCBI's taxonomy places the organism in Eukaryota, Viridiplantae, Streptophyta, Magnoliopsida, Fabales, Fabaceae. Bases 1 to 342 code for a protein of 113 amino acids.
AUGGAAUCAGAGUUCAUGGCUCUUGCUUCUACUAGCCAAGAAGUGGAAUGGUUGAGAUACCUUUUAUUGGAAGUUACAUUGGUGAAAGACAAUGUUUCAAAGGUUUUGAUACAUUACGAUCGCCAAUCCACUUUAGCUAGAGGAUUCAACGAAGUGUAUAAUGGAAAGUCUAGACACAUAGGACUUAGACACUCCUUCGUGAGAAAAUUGAUUAAGGCUGGAAUCAUUUCACUCACCUAUAUCCGAACGAGCUAUAAUUUGACUGAUCCAUUUACUAAGCCAUUAGCCAGAGGAUUAGUAAAGACAACCUCGAGAGGUAUGGGGUUAAAACUCCUUGAAUAA